AUGAUAGAUUUUAAUGAUUUAAAAUUAUUAAAUAAGAAAUUAAAAUGUGAAUUAGUUAACAAAAAGAAAAAGAAAAUCCAUCAAUCAAAAACAGAUAGUGGAUGGGGUUGGAUUAUAGUGAUAUCGUCAUUCAUCAUUCAGUUAAUAAUUGAUGGAACAUUUGGUGGAUUUGGAGUUUUAUACGUAUCCUUACGAAAUGACCAAGCAUUCAUCAAUGAAAAUUACUCACAAACAAUAUUAUCGAUGCCAGGAACUAUUCAACCUGGAUUUUUUCUCUGCACUGGUGCCUUUGUCAGUCCACUUAUCCAAAUGUUUGGAUUUCGUAUCAGUGGUUGUUUUGGAGCUUUAUUACUUGGUCUUGGAAUGUCAAUAGCAAGUUAUCUAACUAAUAUGCAUGCUAUAACAAUAUUUUAUGGAAUGAUAUCAGGUUCAGCUUUUGGCAUUCUAAUGGUAUGCGCUAUAGUCUCAGUCAAUUAUUAUUUUGAUCGUUAUCGUGGCUUAGCAUCAGGCUUGGCAAUGUCUGGUGCAGGUGUUGGUACAUUAUUAGUACCAGUUUUCUACAAUUGGAUUAUACCGAUUAAAGGCUGGCGUUCUAGUUUAUUAUUCUAUUCAUUGGGUGCAAGCUUAUUAACAGCACUGGCUUCAUUGACACUUAAGCCAUUUAUAACAAGUGAUAAACCCGAAUUAACUGAACAAUCCAUUGUUAUAGAAAAUCUGAAACAGCUUACAUCUGAUCAAAUGUUAGUUAUGAAAACUAUUCCGAAAAUUACUUACGUAGAUGAUGAUGUAACUAACUUGCCUGAAAAAUGUCAUAAUAGAACUGUCGAUAAAACUGCCAUUCAUUCAGACUGUAAACCUGGUCAUUCUGUAUGUGAUUUUAAUGAAGAAAAAAAAGAAAGAAGACUUUCUAUUGGAUUUACAGAUGCUUUACGCCAGUAUUUAUUAAAUCAAAAAGGUAAUUUGCUACAAAUUCUCGAAUAUUUUGGUUAA
Schistosoma spindalis is the source of this 990-nucleotide messenger RNA. The record is from the annotation of a GenBank genome assembly. Lineage: Eukaryota; Metazoa; Platyhelminthes; Trematoda; Strigeidida; Schistosomatidae.